This is a messenger RNA of Protopterus annectens (West African lungfish), 2844 nucleotides long. RefSeq names its product PDZ and LIM domain 4 (gene PDLIM4). NCBI's taxonomy places the organism in Eukaryota, Metazoa, Chordata, Ceratodontiformes, Protopteridae. Gene Ontology annotation, cellular component: Z disc; stress fiber; adherens junction. The record is from RefSeq and is a predicted model, not a curated record. Gene Ontology annotation, biological process: actin cytoskeleton organization; muscle structure development; heart development. The transcript is spliced from 7 exons. The coding region runs from base 526 to 1518 and encodes 330 amino acids. Gene Ontology annotation, molecular function: muscle alpha-actinin binding; actin binding.
UUUUGGGCCUUUGCGCCCCCAUAGCAUGUUUGGAUUUAUUCAGAAUUCUUGAGCAAACAAUUUAUGAUUAGAAGUGUGUGUAUAGUAUGCACAGUCUCCCACGGACAGUCAUUUUCACCUGCUGAACGCCAUGCUCUCAUGAAUCCUCACUAACGUCCCACACCAGUAUGUCGAGAGUUCAAUGAGCAGGGGACCGAAACCAAACUUGUAUUGUCAGGGAUUAGAGUCUAAUUCCCACAAGAGAUGGUUGCCGGGCAACCCGACCAACCCGCUUCUUUUUGCUCCGUGCCUGAAUGCCGUGAAAAUGCAUCCUCCUGCUGCUGAAUGACGUCACCUCCCUCGCUCUGUGUGUCUCCCUCUCUCGCUCUCUCUCUCUCUUUUGUAAACUCCCGUUGGAAGCGAGGAAAGUCCAAAGUCUGGACAGAGCAGCAAAACUACCUUGCACUGAAAGGCAAUACAGGAUAAUUUCUUGCUCCCUACUCGUCGAGCACGGAUCUGUAUUAUAUAAGUUUACUGGGAAGGAAAAUGCAGCAGACUGUCACUCUGAAGGGACCCUCGCCCUGGGGGUUUAGGUUGGUGGGAGGCAAGGAUUUUAGCACACCUUUGACCAUUUCCAGGGUUAAUGAUGGGAGUAAGGCGGCUGUGGCAUGCCUGUACCCUGGUGAUGUUAUUCUUUCUAUCAAUGGGGAAAAUACGGAGAACAUGGCACAUAUGGAAGCACAAAACAAGAUCAAAGCAAGCACGGACCAGCUCUCACUCUCUAUCCGAAGGUCAGAAACCAAGCCUUGGUCUCCAAGUGCGAUAGAAGAUGGAAAAAUAAGCCCUUUCAGAAUUAGUCUUGAGUCAGAACCACAGGACAAUGUAGCAGUUGUAACUGCUCAAAACAGAAAACCAAUGCAGUCCACUGCUGGAAGCAACACGGUCGAUAGCAGGCCUAUCCACAGCAUACAGUACAACAAUCCAGUUGGCCUCUAUUCAAAUAAUAACGAUGAUGUUUUACCAACACACCUCAGUAGCCUGCAGAUUUCUUCACCUACAAGCCCUGAACCAGUGUGCAGUCCAAGAUACAGAAAUGGGUUUGAUACUGAGUCUGAUGUCUACAAGAUGCUACAGGACUAUGAAGAACCUGUCUCACAACCCAAACAGUCUGGUUCUUUCAAAUAUCUACAGGAAAUCUUAGCUGGUCAGAAUGGUGAGAAACCCGAUCGGCCAGUUGGCACAAGAGGCAUAAAAUCUCCAGUAUCUAAACUUGGUGGCGCACUGCCCACUGUACAGAAGCUUCCUCAGUGUACCAGAUGUGAAAAUGGUAUUGUGGGUACAAUCGUCAAAGCUCGUGACAAGCUUUAUCAUCCAGAAUGCUUCAUGUGUAAUGACUGCGGCUUAAACCUCAAACAGAGAGGGUACUUCUUCAUUGAAGAACAACUGUAUUGUGAAACUCAUGCAAAAGAAAGAGUGAAACCUCCUGAAGGCUAUGAUGUUGUGGCAGUAUAUCCCAAUGCUAAAGUUGAGCUUGUGUAACUGUUUUCUUCUAGAUUGUUGCCUGCUAAUUGCAUUCAGAACUGUUCAGAAAUUAUUUUCAUUCAGUUCACAGAUUUAAACGCAGUACUAAUUGCCAUGGUGUGUUCAGCAUUCAUCAGGUUAAACUGCUUUGUAUUCAAUGCUAAGUUGUGGGAAAGGGUUCAAAUACAUAGCAACAUAAUACAUUUUCUGAUAUUGUUUGUGAGAGUCCCUGGUUGUCUUGCUCUUAACAUUUCAAUGCCUGUAAUUUUUUUCUCCAGUAAAAAGUGUUGCAUUUUAAACUUUUUGAAUGUAUUACCAGGCGGAUUAGUAACUUUCAAUACUGUCUGUAGCUCAUUUUGAAACUAGCCUUUCAUUCCACGUUUAAAACUGUGAAGGGCAAAGUAUAAAUGAGUAACACUUUUAAUGCUGAAGUAGUAAUUUUAGAAGCAUAAUUCUCUUUCCGAGAUUCCCAUUUAACAGAAAUUUUCAGAGCAGUUCUGCCACAGAAGUGUCAUCUAUUUUGCUGGAGUGCUUAUUUUAAUUUUUUCCCUUCACAUGUAUACUGGCACAUGCCCAAAAGUUUUUGUUUGUGUCUUUCAGCUUUUCCCGGUUAGGGGUCGCCACAGUGGAACUCCGGUCCGCUAAUGAUUGGCAGUAGAGUUUUACGUGCUGGCUUGCCGGCACAUGCCCAAAGGUAAAGAAGCAAAAACAGAUCUUUCGUAACCUUUGAGCAGCUGCCAUCAGUUUUGGUAUUUUACAUAAUGUACUUUCCUUAAUUCUAUUGUAUCUACACAGUGAAGGCAGGAGAGUGGCACUGAGCUGUGCGAGGUGACAUGACACCCCAAUCCCAUGUAGAAGAAUUGGGAAAGGGUGAUAAUGAUGCUCUAUACAGUGAAUGACAUCCCAAAAACCAGAGCCAAAGGAAAAAUGGUCAAAAUGUUGUCAAGUUAAAGCCUAUACUGAUAAAGCUGGUGGACACAAACUCCAUAGUGGAGUGGCAGCUGUGAGGCUUCUCACUGCCACGGUUUUUAUUAUUCUUACUUUGACAUCACAUGUAUUUUUUUUGUUUGUUUUACUUAACAUGUGUUUAUGUGUGUGUGUGUGUGUGUGUGUGUGUGUGUGUGUGUGUGUGUGUGUGUGUGUGUGUGUGUGUGUUUCCCAGUAUGUAUGUGUAGGGGGAAUGGUGUUUAUGUUUAAAAAACAGCCACUAUCUGGAAUAUUCACCUUCUGUAAUGUUGUUGUCUUUCAGCUUUUCCCGGUUAGGGGUCACGACAGCGGAACUCCGGUCCGCUAAUGAUUGGCAGUUGAUUUUCAUGAACGCCGAGGUACCAGCUUGACGUUCAA